ACACACUCCCUAUUCUUGAACCGCAUUGAUUAUACGAUGAUUAAAUCGCCCAUCUCUUCUUACUUUUAGAUUUCCCGUUACAAAACAAAGAACCCAAUCCGAAAAAUGCGUGCUUUGAUGUGAUGUUCAAAACAGGGCUGAUUCGAGCUCCGCCGUUGCCGGAAGAUCUGCAGCUUCUGCUCUUCUUUAAUGGAGUAUUGCCGCCGUUAAUGGUCUUCUUGAACAGUAUUGAAGACACCGAGCGUGCUAAGAACGGCUCUGGCCUUGAUCCCUGUUUCGGGAAAGAUUCCGGCGGCGGCGGCGCCCGAACAGGGGGCUUUGGGUUGGGAGCGGAGCCGGUGGAUUUGCUUCUGGACAGGAAUUGCAGCGACCGGGCUAGGCCGUUUCCGGUGGAUUUACUUCGCCGGAAUUUCCAGAAAUGCUUCACCGGCGUCCCGGCGUAUUCCUCCUCCGGUUCUGGAUUCGCAGACAAGAGCUCCUUCAGCAUCUUCUUGCUCUGGUCGGCAUUGGCGGACGCCGAUGACGGCUGCCUGGGCGCGGCGCCGGCGGCGUUCUUGAUUUGGACGGGGAGGAUCUUGCCGUCGGCGAAAAUCUCGUCCGCCGGCGAUACUUCUUGGACGAACCCGGCGCGGAAGUCGAAGUCGAAGGUGGGUUCAAAGAGGAAAGGGUCGGCGGGGAGACAUCGGCGGUGGAGUUCGACGGGAACGGCGUCGGAUUCCCGGAGAUCGUGGGAGAAAGAGAUCCUCGGACUGGAGAAGGAAUUAUCAGAGCAUAAAACCACCGCCAUGGCUUCUAAGGAAAUGGGGACAGAGGAGAAGAGUUUUAUAUCUACCGUUUCAAACUCCGGCCGCCGCUCGCCGGAGAAGAAGGCCACCGCCGAUUUGCCACUUGCUCUUCUCUUAAAAAAAAUGGAUUUGCAAAGAACACAAGUUCAUCCAGGACCAAUUGAGAGAGACGUACUAGUUUUAGGAGUUGGUGAACAUCGUUGUGAUAAGGAUGUUGAAGUCCUUCUUGGUCUCCCCGUGGAUGGCACUCUUGUGAUUGGUUCGGUCGAAAGGUCAAAAGAGAAUUGGGUGCAAAUGUGUGAGGAUAUGAUGGGGUUUAGGCCUGAUUUGGAGGACGUUAGCAAGACACAAAUCAAAAUGAAUGCGAUUAAACUCAUUACAGUGGAUAACCAUAGCACUGAUAUGGACUUUAUGCAUCAUGCCCGGGCUCUCAUGCUGAAGGUUAUGGGAGGAGCUUUAUUUACGAGCACAACAGGUAAUAAGGCUUGGGAGCACAUUCCGAUGUGUAGACCACAUGUUCUAUUACACCCGGAUGCCAUCGUUGGAGCACCUUUCGGUGUCAGAUGGGUAUGCAAUCACCAUUGGAUACAUUCAUCCGCCCAUUCAAUUCGGGCAUACCGAGACCAGCUUGACAGGCUACAGGAGAAUGAGUUCAUUUGGGCGCCUUACCCGGGACUUCGCUAUUUACACGCACACUGUUAUGCCGGGUUUGAAGUAUGGUGCGCACGUGUUCCAUUGAUAUACACGUAUAUGGUGGAGAGGUAUUAUCCAGACACGUGUUCCAUUGAUAAUCUUGACGAAGUUGCGAAUCCAUACACACUUUUGCAAGUCGUGCAUGAGCGGGCUGUAGAGACCAUCCGAGAAGCUAGGUAUGGCCAGAUGCUUUCUCACCGAGUCCAGGUUCCAGCAUACGAGCCGGUGGUAGUGCCUCGAAGACCUGAUAGACGUCGAGACGCACCAGUGCGUGGCAGACCUCCUCGAAGGCAACGCCAAGAGAGACAAUCAGAUCAGGAGAUAGAGGAUGAUGAUACACCUACUAUCCUACAACCACCAUUCGGGGAUGAGACGUCCUCUUCACACGCUCCACCACCCAGAGUUCCGUCAGAUAUCCUAUUUGAAGACUUUUUUUCGCAGUUGACUCAAGAGAAUGAGAUACAAGAGCCUAUUGACCAAAGUCCAUUCUUGGGUCCUAAACUAUGGGAUGUGUCAACAGAUGUGGGUGGUCUGAGGGGUGGGGUGGGGUGAGGUAGGGUUAAAAAACAUGUGAUAAAUAUUUAAUUUAAUAAAAUGUGUGGUAACAAAACUAUAAUUAAAUGCAGUUUGUUUCU
Cuscuta campestris is the source of this 2113-nucleotide messenger RNA. The record is from the annotation of a GenBank genome assembly. NCBI's taxonomy places the organism in Eukaryota, Viridiplantae, Streptophyta, Magnoliopsida, Solanales, Convolvulaceae.